This is a messenger RNA of Volvox carteri f. nagariensis, 2535 nucleotides long. RefSeq lists its product as uncharacterized. Gene Ontology annotation, biological process: protein homooligomerization. The coding region runs from base 1 to 2535 and encodes 844 amino acids. The transcript is spliced from 8 exons. Lineage: Eukaryota; Viridiplantae; Chlorophyta; Chlorophyceae; Chlamydomonadales; Volvocaceae. The record is from RefSeq and is a predicted model, not a curated record.
AUGCUUUCUGUAUACACGGCUAGCGCGUCUUUCUGCGGUCGUCGCAAGGAGCAACUGUCGCGCGUUUCGGAACUUUUUCCUCCACAGGAGCAGUGCAAAGCCUGGUCUGGUGGGGUUGUCGUCACAGGUGGUCCAGUGGUUAUCGCCGCGCCAUUGGGCUCGGCGCGCCUGCGCCUGCACCCAGGUGCCGCGGCGCUGCGCGUGCGAGCUGUCGUAGAGGAACCCCGAGGGGGAGCCCCAGGCGGCGGCAACGGCGGCAACGACAGCUGUCGCCCUGCCCGGCUCUCCAGCAUCCGCUGGGCCCGGCGGCAGCGCAUGUUGUCCCGCGAGCCCCUGCCCGGCUCCGGUGAAGAUGACCUGCUGGAACUCAACGUCGGGGGAAAGCUGAUGCAAACCACACGCUCCACCCUUCAGGUGGUUCCCGGCAGCCGCCUGGCCGCCAUGUUCCGGCAGGGGGCGGAGGGGGAGCUCAGGUACGACAGCUGUGGUCGUGUUUGCCUGGACUGCGAUCCAAAUCUCUUUCAACUGGUGCUCCGAUACCUGAGGGAGGCUACUGUGACCGGAGCCGUACAACCCGCCGACGAAGCGCCCUUCCGUCGCCUCCUGUCGUACUUGGAGGUGCUGCCGUACCCCGGAGCGGCCAUUCCGAUCGCGCACGGCCAUGACCCGCUGGCCGACGACUUAUCCCGGCGGCCGCCGGCUCCUCCUUCAGCUCUCCCUCACCAGCCACUUCAUCAGCCGCAGCAGACCACGGAAACGUCCCGUGGGUCAUCAUUGCCUCCUCAGGCCAUCACCUCUACUACUAUUACGACGACGACGACUCCGGCAGCGGGGGCGGGGGCGGGGGCGGGGGCGGGGGUGCCUUAUCUGGGUGAUCGACGGCGGCGGCCUGACCUUGCUGAUGGCCACCACCUGCGGCACCACCUGCGGCACCACCGCCAGCAGCGGCAGCAGAGUAGGAAAAGGAACUGGCAGGAGGGUGAUGGGGGAGGCGGGCGAGGCGGCGGCGGUGGUGGUGGCGGCGGCACCGCAGCUGCCGGUCCCGGUGCUGUGCGGCGUGGUGGCGCCAGCGAGCACACUGCCUCUGUCUCUUUCUCUGCCGCGGCGGCAGAUGAAGGGGGUGCCGCCGCAGGUGACGAGGCGGCGGCGGCUGCUGCGGCCGCAGGGAGAUCUCUUCGCGAUCCAGAUCCAGUUCCAGGUUGGGUCGAGCAUCAACAUCAGCGGGGGCAGCAACAGAAACAUGAACAGCUUCCGGACUCUGACUCCGGGAGCACCAAUGCCCACCAGCGCCAUGGAAGCUAUGGAAUCCGCAAAGGCCAAAACCCAAAUCAGCAGCGCUGCCACCGCACCCGCCCCACCCUGGGGUAUAAUACAUCGCAGCAGCGCCAGCGGCAUAAUCAUAACCACCACAACCACCAUAAUCAUAACCACCACCCGCCGGAGCCCAAAAUAGACAGUGAGGACUUCAUUCCUGACACGGUGACACGCAGCAUCCUCGGCAGCCUCCGUAGUGGCGGCAGUAGCAGGGGCGGAGGCAGUAGCAGUGAUGAUGGCGCCCAUGGGCGCUCCGAACCGAACUCUUCCCUCAUAACAAGGGACAGCAACAGUAACAGUCAAAAUGACCGAAAUCACACGGCGCAGCAGCGGCAGCAGCAGCAGCAGGGUGGCGGCGGCGGCGACGGAAGACCAGCGCGCCAGGCCUCGCCGCCGCCGCCGCGGACCGCUAGCAGCAGCCGGCAGAUUGGCAGUGCGGCUGGUGGCGGCGCCGCUGCAAAUGACGCGUCGCGGCUCACGCCGCCGCGGCGCUACGGUAGCCGUGACGCCGGCGGCGGCGGUCGCGGCAGCGGCGCCGCCGACCGUACCAUUACCAAGCUGUCGCCGCUGCCGGUCCGUACAUUCCCGAGUAUAUCCCAGCUGUUUUACAUAUCUACAGACUACACCGAAGCGCGCGGCCUGAGGGUGAGCGUGCACACAGAAGAUGACGUACGGGCGGCGGCGGCGGCGGCUCCCGCGCCGACGGGUGCCAGCGGCGGCUCCGCCGCCGCCUCGGCGGCCGAACCCUUCGACAUUUUCAUCGAUACGACGUACGACGAGGGACAGAUCUCAAUGACGUUCGUAUCGCGGCGGGAUCUGCUGCCCGGGGGUGUUUUCCUGGGCCUUACGUCACGUGCCCAGCUGGACAGGAAGGGCGCUCAGAUUCCCUGCUACGGCUGGAAGUGGCAGCAGCAGCUACAGCCACCCCACUCCCACUUGGGGCCUCAGGGGACAGGAGGGGAGCUGGUGGGAGAGCUGCAACCGCUCUGGAGAAAGGGUGACUCUGUGGAGCUCAUUUUGCGGCAAGGUCAGCCGCAUACCAACCAGCUGUUGCUUAAGGUUAAAGGACAAGCCGUCGAUGUGAUCAACCGCCUUCCAUCAUUCCGACAUUGGAGCUGGUACGUGGGGUUGUGGGCGGGCGGCGACAUCAGCUGCGCGGUCUUCCAGCGGGACCAGUACGCCGUGUACUGGGGCGACUAUGCGGUGAAGAGGUACCUGUGA